Messenger RNA from Talaromyces atroroseus, 2079 nucleotides. RefSeq lists its product as hypothetical. The coding region runs from base 1 to 2079 and encodes 692 amino acids. Lineage: Eukaryota; Fungi; Ascomycota; Eurotiomycetes; Eurotiales; Trichocomaceae. The record is from RefSeq and is a predicted model, not a curated record. The transcript has 4 exons.
AUGAGUCAGCAGAAGCACCACAGACACUCCCUCGACAACCCCGAGUCCUUCUGGUCCUACCACGCCAAUUCCCUGCACUGGCACCAACAACCAACCAGUGCACUGCGACGUACAACCAAGCAAAUCACUACCUCUGCUGGCAGCAGCAGUCACGACCACUGGACGUGGUUCCCCGACGGCCGGAUCUCAACCACCUACAACUGCGUGGACCGACAUGUCGAAAAUGGCAACGGCGACAAUGUAGCCAUUGUCUGGGAAUCCGCCGUAGCCGGGGAAAGGGAGGAAUACACCUAUCGACAGCUACAGGACGAAGUAGAGGUUUUGGCCGGGGUGCUGAGAGAGGAAGGCGUAUGCAAAGGCGAUGUCGUGAUCAUCUACAUGCCCAUGAUCCCUGCCGCUCUCUUCGCAGCCCUCGCCAUUACCCGCCUCGGCGCCAUCCACGCAGCUGUGUUCGGCGGCUUUGCCGCGCCCUCGCUCGCUCAAAGAAUUGAAGCCGCAAAGCCGCGGGCUAUCAUGACCGCAUCCUGCGGCAUAGAAGGGUCUAAGGGCGCACUAGCAUACAGACCGCUGGUAGAAGGCGCAAUUCAGCAGAGUGCCUUCAAGCCGGAGAAGGUGAUUAUCUGGCAGCGAGAGCAGUUGCGCUGGAAUCAUCCCGAUAAACUCGGUGGACAGCGGAAUUGGCAGCGCAUUGUCAAGAGCGGGCGAACCACCGGCCUCCCCAAAGGGGUGGUGCGUGAAGCCGGUGGACACGCAGUCGGCCUCAGUCUAUCCGUGAGAUACAUGUUCGGCAUCCGCGGACCUGGAGACAUCAUAUUUUGCGCCUCCGAUAUAGGCUGGGUCGUAGGACACUCGUACAUUCUAUACGCACCGCUCCUCGUGGGCGCAACGACCAUCUUAUUCGAAGGCAAGCCCAUCGGCACACCAGACGCAGGCAUAUUCUGGAGAGUCAUUGAAAGAAACAAAGCCAACGUCCUUUUCACGGCACCAACAGCCCUGCGGGCGAUUCGCAAGGACGAUCCAGACAAUCGAUAUUUCACUCAAGUCGGAAAACGUGGCGGAUUGAAAUCUUUGAAGGCCUUGUUCCUGGCCGGAGAACGCAGCGAGCCUAGCAUCGUACAGAGCUAUCAGGACCUGCUCUCGCAAUGGGCCGCGCCUGGCGCUUUGGUGAUUGACAACUGGUGGUCAUCCGAAUCAGGUUCGCCGAUUACAGGGUUGGCAUUACGUCCCAAGCUUGCCAUGACCGCCUCGCUUCCACUAGCUGUGGAGUAUGAUCGUCCCCUGCCAAUCAGACCAGGCUCAGCGGGCAUGCCCAUGCCAGGCUUCGAUGUGCGCAUCGUAGACGACAACGGGGAUGAAGUAGUGCAUGGCAUAAUGGGCAACAUUGUCCUUGGUGUGCCCCUAGCCCCGACGGCGUUCACAACGCUCUUCAACGACGACGAGAGAUUCUAUAAAAGCUACCUCCAGCGGUUCUCAGGCCGAUGGCUCGACACAGGUGACGCAGGCAUGAUCGACCAAGACGGAUACGUGCAUGUCAUGUCUCGGUCGGAUGAUAUCAUCAAUGUUGCGGCGCAUAGAUUCAGCACAGGUCCCUCCUCUCUCUCUCUCUCUCUCCCCUGCUCCAUCGAACAAGCCAUCCUCUCGCACCCUCUCAUCAGUGAGGCAAGCGUAGUCAGCAUCCCGGAUGCAAUCAAGGGACAUCUCCCGUUUGCAUUUGUGCAGCUCAAGUCUCGCCCUGGUGUUGAAAAGAACAUACCGGCUACACCACCCGCCGCGUUCGUCAGCGAAAUCAACGCCCUUGUUCGCACCCACAUCGGCCCUAUCGCUUCGCUGGGCGGGGUGAUUCAGGGGCGCGGCAUGAUUCCCAAGACGCGCAGUGGGAAGACGCUGAGGCGCGUUUUGAGAGAGCUGGUUGAGAAUGCUGCUGCGGCUGCUGCCAGUUCUGACAGUGAUGGUUAUGACAAGGCGGUUAAUGUGCCGCCGACCAUAGAGGAUGUAGACGUUAUCGAGGUGGCGAGGGCAAGGGUGAAGGAGUAUUUCGUUGACAGAGGCAAAGAGAAGAAAACGAAGGCGAGAUUGUGA